AAAAGGAGGGGGGCGUGGAGGGGGAAGAACGGCAGAAUCGGAGAAGAGACCACGGCGACCGCGACGGUGACGGAGGAAGUGGCGGAUGGAUGAGGCGGCGGUGCUGAGACAGGUCGUCCGGCAGAUCCAGGAGCACUGCCAACUUAGCGCCUCGCCCAGUCUUGACCGACCUCAUCAAAUCAAUCCCAGGUUGUAUGUAUUAGAGUUUAAUAACUCACUGGAAUAUGAUUUCUGUGGUCUUUUAAUGAAGGAUAAGUCUGGCACAAAGAUGGUCGAAGUUCUUGAGCCUCCACCUUGCAAGAGACAGAGAAGAGGUAACCCUGCAAAAGCAAUUUCAUCGAUUUCAAGUGACAUAAUGGACCAGCAAAUCUGGAAAAAUUUUCCGGAAGAUCUUUUUGAAGCUGUCAUUGCAAGACUCCCUACAGAAUCCUUCUUCAAGUUCCGGACUGUAUGCAGAAAAUGGAACUCUUUAUUGUCCUCUAGAAGCUUCUCCCAUCAGAUUGCAGAAGUUCCACAGUUACAUCCUUGGUUCUACGCUGUUACUCAUGAAAACAUAGCCAAAGGAGUCAUGUACAAUCCCGCCCGGAGGAAGUGGCAUCAUAUCUCCAUUCCGUUUCUCCCUGCAAAGAUAGUAUAUCUUCCUGUAGCCUCAGCUGGUGGUCUCAUCUGCUUCUUAGAUUUAGCACACAAAAACUUUUACGUUAGUAAUCCUCUGACGAGCUCAUUUAAGGAACUUCCACCAAGAUCUUACCGAGUGUGGUCCCGUGUGGCUGUUGGGAUGAUACUAAAUGGGAAGACUGCCGGCAAUGGAUACAAAAUAAUGUGGCUAGGAUGCAAUGGGGAUCACGAGAUCUAUGACUCCGUUCACAACAGUUGGACACAUUGUGCUGAUUUUCCUCCAAGCAUCAAGCUUCCAUUCUCUUUGAAUUUUAGGUCACAAACUGUAUCUACUUGCAGUACCAUCUACUUCAUGCACACCGAACCCAAUGGCAUCUUGGCGUAUGAUGUGGCAAUUGGUGUUUGGAAGCAGUACCUCAUCCCUUCCCCACCACAUCUUACGGACCACACACUAGCAGAGCACGAGGGGCAGAUUUUGCUAGUGGGGUUGGUGACUAAGAACGCUGCCAAUUGCAUCUACAUAUGGGAGAUGCAGAAGAUGACUCUCCUCUGGAAGGAGGUGGACAGAAUGCCAAACAUCUGGUGCUUGGAGCUUUACGGUAAGCACGUCCGGAUGACAUGCCUGGGCAACCAUGGCCUGCUCAUGCUUUCAUUGAGGUCAAAGCGGAUGAACCGUCUGGUCAUGUGCAAUUUGGCUACAAAGGAGUGGCAGCGUGUGCCGGAGUGCUUGCACCCCCACGGUAAGAAGAGACAGACAAUAGCCUGUGGAACUGCACUUCAUCCAUUCCCAACUGCUCUUGCUUGAUGACCCUUUCUUGCCUUUGAAUAAGAUACGAACAUUGGCUUUGAAUAGAAUGGUGCCCUCAUAAAUCAAAGCUCCGAGUCGUGUAUGCCGUCUUUAUUGAAUCGUAGAACCAGUUUAUGUUGUCUUGCGAGAAAAACUAGGUGUUUCGAGUCCCACUUCAUUUUCUUUGAUAGUCCAUUUAAAGUGACUGCCUUAUCCAGCCACGAGUAAAGCUAUCCUGUUUCCUUGA
Molecule: messenger RNA, 1652 nt
Organism: Zingiber officinale
Lineage: Eukaryota; Viridiplantae; Streptophyta; Magnoliopsida; Zingiberales; Zingiberaceae
Product: F-box only protein 6-like
Exons: 2
Coding region: 86-1423 (445 amino acids)
Molecular function (GO): protein binding
Source: RefSeq, a predicted model, not a curated record